AUGCCCAGCUCUACUGAUGAUGCAAUUCUUUUUCUAAAUGGCAUGCUUUCUAAUGUCUGUAUCUUCCUUGCUUUAAUUCGAGAAUACGAAAGUGCCUCAGGUCAACGGGUUAAUGCUUCCAAAACUUCUUUCCUCUCGCCUAAGAAAACGUCCAGGAGUAAAGCUCAGAGACUUAGCAACCUCACAAGCUUCUGCCAAGCUUUCCUUCCCAUGGUGUAUCUGGGCAUUCCUCUCACCAAAGGCAAAAUCACCAGUCCGCUUUUGCAGCCGAUCAUGCACAAGAUUACAAGUAAGAUUGAUGGUUGGAAAGCGAAGCUUCUCAAUCCGACCGCAAAACAGGUCCUCAUCAAGCAUGUUCUUUCUAGCAUGCCCAUCCACUUACUAAUUCCCAUCAACAUUCCCAAGCUUGUCUGCAAAUCUUUAGAAAAAGCUUUUGCCAAUUUUUCUGGGGCAGUUCUGAGAAGGGAAACAAUGGACAUUAGGUCAAAUGGUCCAAAAUCUGCACGCCUCUCCAUGAGGGAGGUUUAG
Messenger RNA from Magnolia sinica, 528 nucleotides. RefSeq lists its product as uncharacterized. The coding region runs from base 1 to 528 and encodes 175 amino acids. The transcript has a single exon. Lineage: Eukaryota; Viridiplantae; Streptophyta; Magnoliopsida; Magnoliales; Magnoliaceae. The record is from RefSeq and is a predicted model, not a curated record.